AUGAAUUCCACAGAUAACGAGUCAAUAUCGGCAAUACUUAAUUGUUCUUUAGCAGGUCGUGUUUAUGCACCUACUUAUAAUUUUUUUAAAUUACUUAAUGCAACAUAUUUACGUUUACUUAUUGGACCAGGCAUAUUACUUAAUUCACUUUGUUUAUUUAUACUUUCUCGGCCAAGAUUAUCAAAUAAAUCAACUACUAUUCUAUUUUUACGUGUUCUUGCAUUUUUUGAUAUUUUAUCAAUCACACUUAAAUACAUUCGAGCUGAAAUUAAUUAUCAAUCAGUUGACAAAGGUCACGAGAUAUUUUUAUUAACUCCAUCAGUUUGUAAAGCAUUAUAUGUAUUAAUGAAUGCAUGCAUUUCAAUUGCUAUGUGGACAAUUGUUUUGAUGAGCUUAGAUAAAGCUGUCGCUGUUAGUUAUCCACUCAAAUCAAGUAUAUGGCUAACACACAAGCGAGCAUUUCAAACCUGCUGUUGUACUAUUAUUAUACUUUUUCUUGUUAAUUUAUCGUUCAUCAAGUUAUCUGAUAUACAUGUAUCAAGAACUGGCCGUGUUAUUACAGCUGCUAAUAUUAUUAUUGUGGUUGUAUUACAUCGUACUUCAUAUGAUUGGCGAACAUCUAAUGAUUCUAACAAGCGAGAAUCUGAUUUAAGUGUUCGCAAGAAAAAAUUAUUAAAGCCAUCGCUUCGUCAAAGUUGUUCUGGUACUUCAACAACUACAGCAGCCGAAUUAGUAUUAGCUACAAAACGACGUACAAAUGCACAAGUUACACGUAUGCUUUUAGCUGUUACAUUAUCAGUAAUUAUAUUUAAUAUUCCUAAUACAAUAUUUUAUGUGGGUCUUCUGAUUUUUGGUGAAAAAGCAUAUUUACAUAAUCGUUCAUUUGUAAAUAUGAGUAAAGAUAAUAUAGCAAUUCAUAAAACAAGAUUCUACUCAGAAGUUAUAAAAGAUAUAUUGUUGAAUUUACCAUAUGUAGUUAAUUUUUUCUUAUAUUGUUUAGCUGGAAAAAAAUUUCGGAGUAUAUUUAUAAAUGAAAUUCAUCAAUUACUUAUUGAUUUUCAUUUAAUUGAACAAAAAGAAAGACAUCGUAUAUAUGGAACAUCUCCUUUAAAUCCUAAUUCAAUACAAACAAUAGGUUAUAGUCGAAAUGUAGGAUGUAUGUCACCAAAAACUUCUUCAUCUCAAGUACGACAAAGUGUUGAAGUUUUAUUUAAUGGUAAAAAUGCUCUAACAAUACUUAAUCGUCAAAAUGAAAGUUUAUCAAAACAAGAGAUUUAUAGAUCUAAUGGUAAUCAAAAAUGUGUUCGUUCUUGUACACGUGAACAAUAA
Rotaria sp. Silwood2 is the source of this 1329-nucleotide messenger RNA. Lineage: Eukaryota; Metazoa; Rotifera; Eurotatoria; Philodinida; Philodinidae. The record is from the annotation of a GenBank genome assembly.